CUCCUUAAGUAGAAAAUGGCAGCUAACUCGUUGUCUCCCCAAGAGUUCUCCCAGAGAAAACUGGAGAAUCUGUAUAGGAAAACCUGCAGCCGACUCUAUCCUAUGAAAGAAGGCAUUAAACUACUGCAAGAGGCCGUGCUAUUGAGGAAAAUAUUCCUGAGUGCGUGUCUUUAUGCUGCUAUACACUUUGUCUUCUGGAACCUUUAUUAUCUUAAUGACAAUUGCUUCUCAUUCCUGGGACGUUUGUUGUUUUGGAUCCUACUGGUUGAUGGUUUUUGGGUCAUAGCAACUAGAGACAAGACCGUACCAGGUCAGGAAUCCUCUGGACUGAGAUUGAGGCUGAGGAGGAAGAGAGAGCAGACAAGUUACGUGUCUUUUGAGAAAGCAGCUAUGAAGAACACCAAAAAGCUUGAGGUAGGUGAGGUGGCUGAAUUUGAAGUUGUUUGUCUUUGGAUAGCAAUAUCUCUAAUGUGGAUAGACAAUGUUCAACUGGCAAUGAGACACUGGAACAGGGAGCAGCCAUACAUGCUAACAGUUCUAUUACUUGUCGGUGGUCUUGUGACAUGUUUGCUUGGAUACUUUAUCGAUUUUGUAUUGCUGGUCUAUAUAAUAGUUAUGCUUCUUCUCCUUUGGCCUGUGCUGUCUUAUUAUAGUGUGAUCUCUUCCCUCACUGCUGCUAUUAAUACAAACUACCCCAUCUUUACACAAAAAGUUCAAAAUUAUUAUGAAAUCAUGAAAAGACAUUUUCGCCGUCUUCCUGAUGACGAGUUUAAAGAUUAUCAGUUAGAUGUACCUAAUCCUGUACCCCCUGGCAACCAAACACCACUUAAUCCUAGCAUGAGUCUAACACCCUUUGCUCCAAAUUUCAAUGUAAUGGAUUCAAUGGGAGCAUCCUUAAUGCUGCAGCCAGGAGGAUUUCACAACGUACAAGACGAUUCUCUAACACUCAGUUCCUUCUCUCAGGCCAGACCUCAUCACCCACACACCUCCUCCCGGCCUCUCCAGUCGCUUGGGAACAUAUCAGAGGCUUCCAACGAAGAGUUUAGUCCAACCGGAACAGACGAACAGUUUUACGAUACAUCAAGUGCCUCCCCACUCCCUCCCAUAGAUAAUGAACCCUCGUCACGCACUCGCUCUGACACCCUCUCUCUCAGCCCUUUUGAUAAGAAUUCUUCAAUUCACGACUCUUUUGAUGAUUUGGACAUGGACGGACCUGGGACGAGUAAAGAGCAUGGCAGCUCUGAACUGAGUCCCAAACCUUCAGACUCUGACGUGACUAGUUCUGGAACGGGAGGUGCCCAAAUAGAGUCUCCCUAUUUCUCGUCUAAAUUGGCUUUCCCUAGUCUAAUAAGCAGUACCCCCUCUGAUGCUACCACUACUAGUACAAGCGGGGCAAUGAGACAUAGAGUGACAUUCAAAGAUGAAGGGAGAGAUGAUGAAGACUAAAGAUAGGAAUGUUAUUUUAAGUACAUUGUAUGUGUAAGUGUGUGUGUGUGGGUAUACUACUAUUGAUCAGUUUAUUUGUCUUUGAAUAAUUAUUAUCAUUUAUUAGCAAUUGUUAGUGUUGCUAAGGGUUUCUUUGAAAGUGAUCUUUUGCUACCUCC
Messenger RNA from Amphimedon queenslandica, 1604 nucleotides. RefSeq lists its product as uncharacterized. Gene Ontology annotation, cellular component: membrane. The coding region runs from base 16 to 1446 and encodes 476 amino acids. The transcript is spliced from 7 exons. The record is from RefSeq and is a predicted model, not a curated record. Lineage: Eukaryota; Metazoa; Porifera; Demospongiae; Haplosclerida; Niphatidae.